Molecule: messenger RNA, 1881 nt
Organism: Peronospora farinosa
Lineage: Eukaryota; Oomycota; Peronosporomycetes; Peronosporales; Peronosporaceae
Source: the annotation of a GenBank genome assembly
AUGGCUACUACCACAUGGCAUGGGGUGGAGCUGAUGGAUGCAUUUGGCUCACUGACAUCUGAUGGUGCACGUCUUCUAGAGAAGGAACGACAUGAUGAACAUCUAGCUGUGGUCUUGUUCACGAACGAGGACGUUGUAGCCUUAUGUGGUGAAGGUCUUGUACUACUAGCGAGUAUCGCAUCCAUUGAGGAAGAUGUUCACGUACUGAUACUCGAUGUUAAUACAUCUGAGACUGGAGAAUCUCUUGAGCAGUUCAUUGGUGCAUUCUGCGUGCUCUCGUCGCUGGUUGUUUCGUGUUACGAUGACAUUGGGUCGACGCAAUGCAUUGUUCCCUUUUUACCUCCAUUUCAGUCAUUGUAUCAGACUUUAAUGAGAGAAUUUGACAUUAUAGAAGUAUUUGAGAUGCUUCCUAAGAUGAUGAACAUUGAUUUGUCACCAAGUCACUCGCUUAAAGACAAGUUGGCGGAUACUGAGAAGGACGAGAGACCGUCUAGUGUCGAAGCACUUGAAAGUCUCAUCAGGUUCAAGAGAGUGGGGCUAUUUUACCCUUUAGACAUAGCGCAGAUGAACUAUGAUGAGUUUUGUGGGUCGCAUGCAACUGUCAAGAGGUUGUUCGGGCUAGAGAUGACUGGAGAAAUGCUGGCCGCUCUCCUGCGCAAGUUGUCAAUUCAGGUGUUUCAACAUGAACCGCUAGAUCUUGGAACUGCGUGGGACGACUUUGUGGAAUACAAGUGUCGUCUGCUAGCCGAGGAUGCAUUGUCCACUUAUGUGGACUGUGUGCAUCCGUCUGUGCUAGAGCAUCCGCCCAUGGAACUAAAAGCAUUUACGCAACUUCAUGAAGAGAUUUGGCGUCUAAGUAUGGACGUCUACCAUUCUGCGAGCAAGUAUAGAUCCACUAGGUACCGAACUGUGCGCAACAAGCUAAAAGCUGACAUUCGUGCGCACUACGAUACUGAGUUAGGCAUUCUCACGCAGACGUCGCGUAAGUUCUGCGCAGAGUUGCGACAGACUUUGUGGGCAGAUCUCUAUACGCGUGCCAUAAACUCGCGAGAUGGCGACACAUUCACUGCAAUGUUAGCUGCGAUCCAAGAUUUUGACAAACUUUUUAACGAGAAGGCACGAGGUCCAGAGAAAGCUUCUGUGCUUCGCGACUUUUACCAGCAUGAGGUGAUUGGCGCCUUUAAAAAGCUUGAAAAUGUCGUGACGCAGCAGCUUAGCGAGUCUCGACUGGAAGAGUUGCGACUUCAGCUUGAAACAGACUUCGAAAACAAGAAGAUGGCUCUUGUGAAGCAUUUCAAGCAAGAGGAAGCCCAACUGCGUGCUGGAAUGGUGCGAGACAUGGAGACAAUGCAAAAGAUGCACGAAGCUAAGGCCGCCCGUGUAAAAAUUGAUGGGAGCGAGGCCAAACGGCUUCGGGAUGAGAUAAACGAGAUGAAACGUCAGAAUAGUGAGCUACAAGAAAAAACAAUUGUAGUCGAGCACACCCAGCAGGAUAUAGCAAACCAAAAGGCUGUUCUUGCAAUGAAGGUGGAUGAAUUGGAAACUGCAGUGCACCGCGAGAUUGCGAAUCGCACAGAGAUCGUGGAUACACUGGCGUUGACAAUCAAAAAUGCCGAGGAAAAAGAGAAAGAGCUUCACGAAAAAAUUGCGGAGUUGCAGCUUGAGCUGGAAGAGAAGACAAUCCGCAUUAAGGGUGAGCUGCAAGAUCUUACUCAGCAGCUGCGAAAGACUACCGAGGAGAAGGGGGAGCUUCAAAAGAAGCUCAACGAGUUUUUCCUGAAGGUGACAGCGCUACCAGAGGGUCUGCAGCAGCACCUCUUCUGCAUGGAAAAUGGUCAAGUCGAUUUUGCAGAAGCUCUUACAAGCUUCAUGAGCGAAUAG